CCUGCCGCUAUGGAGCCCCUGCCCCGGUGCUGCCCCUGCAGGACGAUCCGCUUGGUCUUGUGGGAAUUGCAGCCCCUGCUCUGAGUGGAGCCCCCCGCACCCGCCGGACUCUCCACGCCGGGGACCCGCUGGCGCUGAGAAUGUGCAACACCACCCUGAUGAGCUGCAACGUGGAUUCCAAGAUCGACCACCUCUUCCCCCCCACGCUGUACAUCAUGGUCAUCGCCAUGGGGCUGCCCACCAACUGCAUGGCGCUGUGGGCCGCCUACCUGCAGGUCCGGCAGCACAACGAGCUGGGCGUCUACCUGCUCAACUUGUCCGUGGCCGACCUGCUCUACAUCGCCACCCUGCCCCUGUGGAUCGACUACUUCCUGCACUACGACAACUGGAUCCACGGGCAGGAGUCCUGCAAGCUCUUCGGCUUCGUCUUCUACACCAACAUCUACAUCAGCAUCGCCUUCCUGUGCUGCAUCUCCGUGGACCGCUACCUGGCCGUGGCCCACCCGCUGCGCUUCGCCAAGGUGCGCCGGAUCAAGACGGCCGUGGCCGUGAGCGCCGUGGUCUGGGCCAUCGAGAUCGGGGCCAACUCGGCCCCGCUCUUCCACAACGAGCUCUUCCACGACCGCUACAACCACACCUUCUGCUUCGAGAAGUACCCCAUGGAGGAGUGGGUGGCCUGGAUGAACCUCUACCGGGUUUUCAUCGGCUUCCUCUUCCCCUGGAUGCUCAUGCUCUUCUCCUACCAGGGCAUCCUGCGGGCCGUGCGUGGCAACGUCUCCACCGAGCAGCAGGAGAAAGCCAAGAUCAAGCGGCUGGCCCUCAGCCUCAUCGCCAUCCUCCUCUUCUGCUUCGCCCCGUACCACGUCAUCCUGCUGUCCCGCAGCGCCGUCUACCUCAGCAAGCCUUGCGACUGCAGCUUCGAGGAGAAGGUCUUCGUGGCCUACCACAGCUCGCUGGCCUUCACCAGCCUCAACUGCGUGGCCGACCCCAUCCUGUACUGCUUCGUCAAUGAGGGGGCCCGCGGCGACGUGGCCAAGGCCCUGUCCACCCUGCUGCGCUUCCUCACCAGCUCCAAGCCCCAGGAGAUGGCCACCGCCUCGCUUACCCUGGACACCCCGCUCUCCUCUAAGAAGAGCAGCUUCUGCCGGCUCCCCGCGCCCCCUCAGCCCCUGCCCCCGCCCCCUCCGGGCCCACCCGACGAGGAGCUGCAGAUGAAGAUCUUGACUUUCAACCCAUGA
Malaclemys terrapin pileata is the source of this 1238-nucleotide messenger RNA. RefSeq names its product G protein-coupled receptor 4 (gene GPR4). Gene Ontology annotation, cellular component: membrane. Lineage: Eukaryota; Metazoa; Chordata; Testudines; Emydidae. The transcript has a single exon. The record is from RefSeq and is a predicted model, not a curated record. Gene Ontology annotation, biological process: G protein-coupled receptor signaling pathway. Gene Ontology annotation, molecular function: G protein-coupled receptor activity. The coding region runs from base 141 to 1238 and encodes 365 amino acids.